Messenger RNA from Zingiber officinale, 1475 nucleotides. RefSeq names its product receptor-like serine/threonine-protein kinase At1g78530. Lineage: Eukaryota; Viridiplantae; Streptophyta; Magnoliopsida; Zingiberales; Zingiberaceae. The transcript is spliced from 6 exons. Gene Ontology annotation, biological process: protein phosphorylation. Gene Ontology annotation, molecular function: protein kinase activity; ATP binding. The record is from RefSeq and is a predicted model, not a curated record. The coding region runs from base 207 to 1277 and encodes 356 amino acids.
CAUUUUGGCUGCUGCUGAUGAUUUGUGCCAGCCAACACUAAAGGACAUGCAUCUUGUCAUGCUUUCACAUGCUGCACCAAUCUGUAUUUAUUGACUCUAAUCCUCUCGCUACCUAACCAGUUAUCAAGGAUUCUCUCUUAAUUUCCACCAUCAUAUCCAGAUCUUCCUCUCUUUGCUACAGAUUGAGAGUUUGACACCAACUUGACAUGGCUGAAUCUACUGCACUAGCACUUUACAUUGCUAUCUCUUGUCUCGCCUUUGUCGCAUCGAAGAUCAUCGUUUCUUGUCUCCUCUACCGACGAUGGACGCGCAAGCGUAGCAUCAUCCAAGACACUUUGUCAGGUGGAAAAUUCGUCCUCUUUCGGUCUGCAUCGACGCACUCUUUGAGCUCGAGGUUGUUCAUUCAGAAGACCAUGAAGUUGUCGAACAAGGACAUCAUCGGUUCCGGUGGCCAUGGAACUGUCUACAAACUGACAAUCAACGAUACCACUGCCUUCGCUGUGAAGAGACUGAACAAAGGGAAUUCCGAUGCCAACCGUGGAUUCGAAAGAGAGCUCGAUGCCAUGGGCGAUAUAAAGCACAGAAACAUUGUUAUGCUUCAUGGAUAUUACGCUUCACCUGCCUUCAACUUCCUUGUGUACGAGUUGAUGCCAAACGGAAGCUUAGACGCAUUGCUUCAUGGGAAUAAUUGGGGCAAAGCGAAACCGCUCGAUUGGCCUACGAGACACAGAGUAGCUGUUGGGGCAGCAAGGGGCCUAUCAUACCUCCACCAUGACUGUAUUCCUCACAUAAUCCACAGAGAUAUCAAAUCUAGCAACAUCUUGCUGGAUCAUAACAUGGAAGCAAGGGUUUCGGAUUUCGGUUUAGCCGCGCUGCUCGAGCCAAACCAGAGCCAUGUUUCCACAAUUGUUGCAGGAACCUUUGGUUACCUUGCUCCUGAAUACUUUGACACUGGCCGAGCAACUACUAAAGGAGAUGUUUACAGCUUUGGUGUGGUUUUGCUCGAGCUUUUGACUGGGAAAAGGCCAUCAGAUGAAUCAUUUAUCGAAGAAGGAACAAAACUAGUGACCUGGGUAAAAGGAAUAAUCGAAGUGAACAAAGAAAAACACGCGAUCGAUCGAGCUUUGGAAUGGUAUCCGAUCGGAGAAGUAAAGCGAGUAUUCGAUAUAGCAGAGAAGUGUCUAGAAUCAGAUCCAUCAGAAAGGCCAACAAUGGCUGAGGUACACAAAAUGCUGGAGCAAGUUAGCACAUCAGACAGACACCCUGACUGUUCCUAAUUAGAAUAAGAAGAGCAUGACGAUGAUGAAGAGGAGCACGCUUUUGUUGGUAGAAUAGAAUAUUCCAGUUUCAUUCUUUGCUCGUCUUUCUAGGUGUGAGUGGAAUCCAUGUCUCUCUAUAUUUUAAUCCCAACACCGUCCUUUAAGUAAUCCAUGUAAUUAAUUGCUAAUAUUUUCGGAAUCAAUCCACAAGAAAUG